Molecule: messenger RNA, 4074 nt
Organism: Sitodiplosis mosellana (orange wheat blossom midge)
Lineage: Eukaryota; Metazoa; Arthropoda; Insecta; Diptera; Cecidomyiidae
Product: zinc finger protein 726-like
Exons: 12
Coding region: 445-2829 (794 amino acids)
Cellular component (GO): nucleus
Molecular function (GO): zinc ion binding
Source: RefSeq, a predicted model, not a curated record
UGCAAUGACGAAGGAAAAGUUGAAAAAUUCUCGGCUUUUCUUUUCGUUUUAGUUUACAUGACGUUGGAAGGCCUUAAACUUAGGAUCAAAUUGCUAUGAAUCUGAACAAAAAUGCCCCAAUGAAUAGUUUAUUUCCAAUUUGGAACAUUUUCAAAGCAUCGCUGUAUUGAUCAAUUGAUUUGAUAUAUUUGACGCCAUAAGAAACAAAACGAAAAUAUUGUGUGGCACUUUUUGAAUUUCGCUCCUCAUCCGGUUAAAUAGAAAAACAAUGUGCUGGGCUGAACCGAAGCUCCAUCUGAUGUCAACUCACAUGAAACGACACUCUGACUUUGACAGAACUAUCAAAACAAAAUCUACCGCACACAUUGUAAACAGAAUAUUCAGAGAAAUACUAUUUUAGUUGAAAUUGCGGUUUUAUUCUGAAUAAACUAAAAAAAAUACGCGAUGGAAGUAAAAGUGGAAGCGGAUCGUUGUCGUUUGUGUUAUACACAAGCUAUUGAAUACUUUGAUAUAUUCGAGAAUGCUGCAUCGAUGCCGACUAUAAUCGACACGCUAAAGCAGUAUUUUCACGACGAGGUGAGCGACUCGGACAUUUUGCCAAAAGUAAUUUGCAUUGAAUGUUGGGACAAAGUUGAAUCAUUUCGUAAGUUUUCCGAAGAGGUCAUCGCAUUGCGCGAAGAGUAUCUGCGACAACACAUCAACAAUGCGGUCAAAGACGAAAGUGAUGAAGAAUACGCGGUUCCAAAUGUUGAGCCAGAAUUCCAUCGGGAAAUGGUUUGUAUUGACCUAUUGAGGCCCACCAAAGUGAUGAUGGGAGAAGGAGAUGAGAAUAUGGAAUUAGAAGAAAGCAAACUUCAUUAUGGGUCAGGGAAUGAACAGGGAUUCUCAGAUGGUAAUGAAGUUUAUGAUGAACUGAUCGAUCGCAAUGAGCUGCCAGAGAGUGGCGAAGGCACUCGACUUCCACGACACAUCAGUGAAGUAAGCCCCGAACAACAACAGCAAAUUAUUGACCAAUACUGCGACAUGAGUUGUGAUUUCUGUGAAGCCACAUUCCGAACAUUACAAGAAGCCAUCCAACAUUAUAAAGUGAGACAUAACAAUCAGCCCAAAGGCUAUGUGAAAUGUUGUUCACUAAAAUUGUCAGAGAAUUCUCUCAUGAAUGCCCAUAUUGUAUAUCAUUUGAAUCCAGAAGUAUUCAAAUGCCAGAUUUGUGGAGAAGUCAAGAAAACGUAUCAAUCUUAUCAACAACACAAACUCAAACAUUUCAACCAAUUCACGUGCGACAUAUGCCAGAAGGUAUUCACUGUAUUCAGCUCCAUAGAACGUCAUAUUCUCAAUGUACAUGCAACUAAAGCAAAAUUCCCAUGCGAUCAAUGCGAUCAGAGUUUCAAGACUCGAAAGCAUUUGGAAAUUCACCUAGAAGUGGAUCAUUCGAACGGAUUAGAAGAUUAUUUGAACGAAAUAAAAUGUAUGGAGUUCAAUAUAAGUGAGGUACAGAUCAAAAAUACAAUCGAGAAAUAUUUCGAUCGGAAAUGUGAACAAUGUGAUGCUCAGCUCGAUAGUAUCACAAUGGCCAAAUCACACUAUUUAUCAGAACAUGGGAAUCCAAACGGAUAUCUCCGGUGUUGCGGAUCUAAAAUGUGUUAUAACAAAAAAGUUUUGGAUCACAUUCAAUGGCACAUCGAUCCAGACACUUUCAGAUGUCGAGUAUGCAAGCUAGAACACAGCCGUCGAUAUACCCUCAUUGAUCACGUGAAACGGCAUACUGCUUUAUCAACAAAGCAAUUUAUGUGCGAAAUUUGUGACAGAUACUUUGCGACCAAAAAACAACAUAGAACUCAUAUGAAACUCACACAUCCAGGGGAACAACUAAAUUCUUCACCGCUUGAAACGAGUUCUAAUGAAAACAAUGGCAAUGACGUAGAGAUACCGGGCUAUGUCGAUGCUUCGUGCGAUCUGUGUCCAGCAACAACGUUUACCUCGUUCAAAGAAAUGCAAUCACAUUAUUUAGAUAUUCACAAAUUGGUCGGAUCGGUAUCGUGUUGCCAGAAAAAGUUUUCCCGCAUAACUUUAUUCAGUGAUCACAUUGCAUUGCACAAUAGUCCGGAUGUUUUCAAAUGUGAUGUUUGCAACGAAUCGCUGCCAAACCGAUACGUUUUAAAACGACACAAUGAUUGGCAUUCAAAUAAGUAUUAUUGCGACACGUGUCAGAAGUCGUUUACAUGUAGUAACCACUUGAAAGACCAUUUGAAAACACAUAGAAAUCAUAAUAGCGAAAAUCAACGCAAUUUCAUUUGCGAUGUAUGCGACAAAAGAUUUCAUAGCCAAAAAGAGCUGAAUGGACAUCGUAAAAGGCACGAUCUAAAGCAUGAUCAGAUUUGUGAGUUCUGUGCAAAGAAAUUCAAAACAGAAGCGCAAUUAAAACUCCAUCAAGCGAAACAUUUGGAUGUAGCGUCGAAAACAAAGCCAAAAUUCCAGUGUGAUAUAUGUAAUGGAUGGUAUACGACGAAGCGUAUUUUGAAAGGACAUAAAAUGAUACACAAUCCAGAGCCACAGAAAUGCAGCCAUUGUGAUAAAAUUUCCCCCCAUCCAAUUGCACUGAAACAACAUAUUAAGAAUGUCCAUGCUGAAUUGGAUUUCAAAUGUCAUUUAUGUGAGAAAUCACUCAAGUCACAAUCAUCGCUGAAGGAUCACAUCGCAACGCAUACGAAUGAGAAGAGCUAUAAGUGCACCUAUUGUGAUGAGACGUUCAUUUGGCGGACAAACAUGUAUAAACAUAGAAAACAACGGCAUGAAGAGGAAUGGCUGGCCGAUAAGGACAAGAAAUGAGCGCAAAAAUUAAACCUUGGAUAAUGCGUCUUUUCUGAUGAUCAAAUACAAUAAUUUCAUACCAUUCAGAAGCGUCUUAUUAAACCGAUAAUUAUUCGUCAAAGAAUAUUAAAACAGAAAAUAUUUUCUGUUAAGUGAAGCAUUCAAAUAAAAACGAUGUAUCUGAUCAAAUGAAUGGGUGAUAAUGAUCGUGGCCCGCCAAUCUCUCAUAAAAUAAAACCGAAACAUAAAGUUGGUUUGAAAUAAUAGUGAAAUAAAGAACGCGUAUAAAAUAAAACUGCAACAUGCGCGGAGUCAGAAUAAAAGUGAAACAUAGCUACGUUGCUCUUUUAUUUUCACUCUGUGCAUGAUUCAUUUUUAUUUUAAGUAAUGAAAGUACUCCAGUUUUGAAAGUAUAACUCGCCAAUCUACCUAUGCAAGUCAGUGCGCAAAAAAUGUUGAAACAAUUCCGGAAAUAAUUAACAUGAUUUUUGCCUUUGCUGUAGCCAUGUUUAUCGAGACGUUGAAAUUGUGCACAAAAAAAGUAUUCGGCCAAACCGGUUUAUUUGAGAAUUUCUACAAUUUUUUUAAAUAAAAUAUCAACACAGACGAUGUGAAACGAUGAAUUAUUAAUGUUUUCAGUGAUUUUAAGCCAUUUCACGAGUUUUCAAACAUUAUUGUGUUAGCUGUAGGGUAAAAUUUGGCCGAAUGGUAGUGGCGCCGGCCAAGCGAAGAUCUAGUGCCAAUAGAAACGAUCUGUGUUGAUAUUUUAUAAAAAAAAAAUGUAGAAAUUCUCAAAUAAAUCGGUUUGGCCGAAUACUUUUUUUGUGCACAAUUUUUUGCGGUGUAAAUUAGAUUCCAAUUGACUACUUUAGAUCUAUCCCAGCUAAUUAGGAGACUACGCUUAGGAACAGAUAUUAUAUUAGCUGCAUGUAGUCACUGACUGUGUUUCGUACCAAAUACGUUCAAGUCUUUUGAAAAGUCACAAAGGACGCGCUUGCAAGUGAAACAUUCAUAACAGGAAAGUAAUUGGAAAGCUUUCGUUUUGAAUUCAAUUGUAUAAUUCAAAAUGUAUCGAGAGGUAAAAAUGGCCAUUGGAAUAAACACAAAUAAUAUUAUUGAAUAGAAAACAUUGGAAAAACAAAUGGUUUGAAUGACGUUUGUUUAUUUCGAGUUUCUUCUCCUUUUCUUGUAGCUUAUUAAGCAAUUUGUCAAUUGAAAUAGCGAAUAAAAUGAAUAAUUGUGACUUACUAGCAAUACGUGAUA